Phytophthora nicotianae INRA-310 is the source of this 408-nucleotide messenger RNA. RefSeq lists its product as hypothetical. The transcript is spliced from 2 exons. The record is from RefSeq and is a predicted model, not a curated record. Bases 1 to 408 code for a protein of 135 amino acids. Lineage: Eukaryota; Oomycota; Peronosporomycetes; Peronosporales; Peronosporaceae.
AUGGCUCUCGCAGGGCACGUCGUUGCGCCGAAGAAAGCUAAGCAUCGACGUCUGAAUCCCCGUCGCGAACCCGUGUCCAGUGACAGCUCACCGACGGAGUCGGUCGUGGCGAAUUACCCGAUCAGCUGGCAGCUCAGCUGCAAUUUGUCUGGUAAGACGUCGGCAUAUUCGCGGGCGAUCCCGUACACUCGAUUACUUGAUUUGAGAUGCGCUUCCCACGACUACACUGCAAAACACUCAUCGCGUGCCGACUUCAGUUCAGCGCUCUUCGGCCGUGAGGUACUGUCAGCGAUGACAGUAUUCAGCCCGGACGACGCUGAAUUCAGCGUCGGUGAUCAGGCGUACCAGUUCGAUGUCACUGUCUUUGAGAUUGCGAAAGAAGUUCUUCCGAGAGAGGCUUGGAAGUAG